UUCAUAAUACUUGUCUUAUUGUUUAUGUUUACUGGAAGUGUAAAAGGUUUUCUCUUCACGCCAUCGUCUGUUGUUAAUGUAGCCAUCGACUGCGGACAGAUCCGUGGAUUUUAUAACGGCAGUUCCGGUGCGUACUCGUUUCUAGGCAUACCGUAUGCGAGCCCGCCCGUCGGCCGACUGAGAUGGAUGCCACCGGUGCCCGUUAACGCUUCAAACGGAAACUGCUGGAAUGGAGUGUAUGAAGCUACGUCAUUCACCAGCCCAUGUAUACAAAGAAACUCCAGUGACGUUGACAACUCUGGCAGCUUUAUCGGCAGUGAAGAUUGUUUGCAUUUGAACGUAUGGAGUCCCAGUUUGGAUACUACAGCGAUACUUCCGGUGAUGUUCUGGAUAUAUGGUGGAAGUUUGACAAAUGGAAGGGCUGACGCAGGCGAUCAUGGCUAUGGUCCUACAGCGGAGAUGGCUCGCGACCAUAACGUUGUCUAUGUUAGCCUUAACUACCGUCUUAACGCCUUUGGAUUUAUGUCUUUGGACAUGUUGAGGGCUGGAUCACCAACCAACACUUCCGGGAAUUAUGGGUUUAUGGACAUGCUGACAGGACUACAAUGGGUGCAGAACAACAUCCGGCAGUUUGGAGGAGACCCAAACCAGGUGACGAUAUUUGGUCAAAGCUCGGGGGGAACAGCUGUAUUUGCCUUGUUAGGGUCGCCGUUGAGUCGCGGUCUCUUUCACAAGGCGUGGAUGUCCAGCGCCUCACCGAUCAUGAACAAAACCGCUGAAGACGCGAACAGCGACAACCAAGCGUUCGUCAGGAAGUCGGGAUGUGCUGAUGUUGGCUGCCUGUAUAAUCUGACACCAGCGGAGAUUAUAGCCAGUCUGCCCUGGAAGGAGUUCCCGUACUGGGGGAUGGAUGACCUUGGGGAUUUUCCGACAAAGGGCCGCUUCGAUGGCGCAUUGGCUGUAGUAGAUGGGUAUGUGUUACCAAAGUCUCCACUUGAAGCAUUUGCUGAAGGGGAAGGAGUCGACGUCCCAGUAUUAAUAGGUACAACAGCACAAGAGGUCGACAUUGAGCAUCCAUCUGCAAACUGGACAUGGGGUGAUAACAAUUACCGAGAGCACGUCAGAGACAAGCUAAAUCCUUUCGGCACUGUGAUUGCAGAGACCGCCCUUCAGUUAUACCCUGCGAACAAGUCAACGCCAGAAUUCCAGAUAACUUCUAUGAUAUCAGAUUGCCGAGCUGUGUGCGGGAACGACUAUCUCGGUGUGAUCCUGUCGGCAGCUGUAGCGUCUCCGGUUUACAGAUACGUUGCUGCGUACAUUCCAUCUGGGCCAGCAAGACCUUUUGGAGGCGCCGUUGAAGCUAGUAACGCAUUUCAUGGCAUUGACAUCUUAGCUUACUUUAAUGCGACCAGACUUAUGUUGACACACGUAACUGACGCAGACAGGCAAUGGGAAAUUAAUAUACAACAGGAAGUACUGGCUUUCGUGCGCACAGGAAGUCCCCAUACGUAUGACUGGGGAAUGUUUCCCAGCCAGACGGCGCUGUUGACUGAGAACACAACGGUUACGGCUGGGUACCACACUGCAGAGUGUCUGUUUUGGCUUAGAAACGGGUUCUUCUCGUACUCGUGGAUCAAUUAAACACAGAAACAAAAUGAAGUUUUGAGUUAAAUUUCGCAAAUAAUUAUUGUGUUAGAAGGCAACAAUAACAUAAUGUUGAAUCCAUUUCAAGGCUUAUGAUGAUUAAAUGCUAUAUUCUAACUUUAAAGCUGCACUCUCACAGAUUAACCAUUUUACAACAUUUUAAAUUUUUUAUAGAA
This is a messenger RNA of Mya arenaria, 1820 nucleotides long. Its product is annotated as fumonisin B1 esterase-like. The transcript has 5 exons. Lineage: Eukaryota; Metazoa; Mollusca; Bivalvia; Myida; Myidae. The record is from RefSeq and is a predicted model, not a curated record. Bases 25 to 1641 code for a protein of 538 amino acids.